AUGUGGAAGGGGAAUGUAGAGCAGGUAGAGCACGACGCGCUGAGGGAGACAGAGGCGGGAGAUCUGGUAGAUAGCUUGCGGGUAUCGUUUUUCUUACACAUCUACCACGAGAAUCAGACUGCCGGAGGGAUCAAAUCCCUGCUGUACCUGCGCGAGGCCAUUACCAAGGCCCAGCUUCUACGAGUUGACCGUGAGGCGACAUACUCUUCCCUGGAUGGCUCUGACCAACAGCUUCUUCGAAGGCUGGUCUGGCUAUUGUUCGUCACCGAGCGAGGCGUUGCGAUGCUUCACAAGCUUCCUGUCGUUCUUCGCCCAAAUACAUUGUUUCCCUGGGCCAGCGAUCAUUCCCGUGACGAGGUGCUCCCCGCAUUUCUGAAGCUUGUUCACCUUUUCUACGUCUUUGACCAGUCUGGCAUCUUUGAGCUCUUGCGCAACUCGGACACCGACGUCUCCAGCAUGGAGGCUCUUGCAAGAGGCUGCCUCGAGCUUCUCCAGCGGAAGCUCGUCGAUAGCGACAGCAGCGGCGACGGAGACGGAGGCUGCAGCGACGUUCAAAAGGCCGACAUCUUUGUUACAAGGCAAUGGAUGCGAGCUGUGCUGUGGAGGGCGGCGAAGAGAUUUGGCGUCGUCGUGGAUGGCAUCGAUCCGGUCGGUGUCGCUGGUGAGUUUCUUGCUCUCGUGAGCCGACUGCCGACGACGGCGUUGGAGUCGCAAGGCCCAACACUUGAGUUCAAGACGUAUGAGAUUGCGACCGCUGUCGUGGACGCGGUCACAGACAGACGUUCGCUGAUACCAACAAGCCGGCCAAGGGAUGUUCUUCACGGUCUGUAUAGCAUCCUUUCUUCAUCACGAGGUGGGAACAAGACCCUCCUGGCAUUACUCAAUUCGAAACUGGCGAUGGCCAGCCCAGACUUGAGGCUGCUGCUCCGACCAUCGCCUGAAGCGUUGAGCGUACCAUUUCUCCCAGAGCAGGUCCAAUGGGAUGCGUCAAUCUCGACGAGCUUCUUGGACAUGAUCGGCCAGGAAGAGAUCGACCAAGACCUCACAGAUCUGUCAUGGCCCCCUCUCGACCUUGGCAAUCUUCUCCGCUCCCCUUCGCCGAUGACUCAAAUGCUGCUCGAGCCCCAUCAACAGGACCAAUACCACCCUCAGCAUCAGCAGAGCUCCAUCCCUGGGUAG
Messenger RNA from Clonostachys solani, 1179 nucleotides. NCBI's taxonomy places the organism in Eukaryota, Fungi, Ascomycota, Sordariomycetes, Hypocreales, Bionectriaceae. The record is from the annotation of a GenBank genome assembly.